Molecule: messenger RNA, 1383 nt
Organism: Bombyx mori (domestic silkworm)
Lineage: Eukaryota; Metazoa; Arthropoda; Insecta; Lepidoptera; Bombycidae
Exons: 2
Coding region: 405-1019 (204 amino acids)
Source: RefSeq, a predicted model, not a curated record
AGGAAAUAACAUUCGAAUAACUAAGGAGAUCAGUACAACGACAAAUACCAAAAACUUACAACACAUUUAAUAUACAAAUUACAAAUGCCUUUAAAAUCUAAUCAUUUACAAAUUAAAGUAGUUCUGUGUUAUAUUCCUCUGCUAGUGCUUGUACACUAACUUGUGAAUUUUCAUCGAAAUUUGUUUCAAAUUGAAAUGUUAUUACGAUCUAACAUGUAGGAUAAAACAAAAAUAACUUCUGGAAAAAAUAUGUACCUGCGAAUAAAUUAUUUAAAAAAGAUAAUGUAUCAACACGUCACGUAUUUAUCUGUUUAUUAAGUACAAGAGACACGAUAAAAGCAAUCAGAACUCAAUUAAGAUCAUAGUUGGUUGACGCUACAAUAACAGAAAAGGAAACAUCGACAAUGUUAAAAGAAAUCGUUCUAUUGCUUGGUGUUGUAACGCUGUCAAACGCCAGACCCGACUUAUUGGAUUUCGACUCCAGAAAUGUUAUAACAGUGCCCCCUAAUUGUCCGGGAGGACAACAAUGGAUUAACGGACAAUGUCGUGACGUAUGGCGUAACGCUGCUACACCUUCUAACAUGAUCACGGUUCCUCCUAAUUGCCUCCCCGGUCAAGUGUACAUCAACGGACAAUGUCGUGACGUAUGGCGUAAUGAAGCUUCCCCUUCUAACAUGAUCACGGUUCCUCCUAAUUGCCCCCCCGGUCAAGUGUACAUCAACGGACAAUGGCGUGACGUAUGGCGUAACGAAGCUUCCCCUUCUAACAUGAUCACGGUUCCUCCUAAUUGCCCCCCCGGUCAAGUGUACAUCAAUGGACAAUGUCGUGAUAUCUGGUUCAAGAGCAUUUUUGGACUAUCUGAAAAAAGGGAGCCUACCCCGUUCGCAAAUUUUCCUGGAAAUGAUGAGCACGUAUCAUCUGAUACGGUUGAAGCAAGAAACAUUAUAUCUAUACCGAACCAAUGUCCUGCUGGUUAUAGACCUGACGCUUUAGGCUAUUGCCGUAAAGAAUUUAACUGAUAAGUAAUCGAGCGUUAAGAGCUAUUUUCCUCUAACCGACCAGCCGCGAUCGAUCAGCGUAGUUUCAACUGACAGUUUAAAAGAACGAAAAUUUAAUAUAAUAUACUUCUUCUCAGCAUUUCGCAUAUAUCGCAAUCUGGAACUCCGUAAUUUGGAGCUGAGUUUAAAAGUAGAUAUAAUUUACUUGUUAACCAAACGAAAAUGAACACAAGUUUCGAUACGACAUCUUUUGUCCAAUCGCCUGCGACUAGCCGCUUAUUGGAAAAUUGGUCUUAGAAUAUAACGAAGACAGAAAACUGAAAAAACGAAUUAAACAAAUAUUGAAAUCUGAUAAUACUGGUUAUUUAAUAUAGAUUUGAAGUAA